Ornithorhynchus anatinus (platypus) is the source of this 537-nucleotide messenger RNA. It is a transcript of the gene PCBD2, whose product is annotated as pterin-4 alpha-carbinolamine dehydratase 2. Lineage: Eukaryota; Metazoa; Chordata; Mammalia; Monotremata; Ornithorhynchidae. The transcript is spliced from 4 exons. Gene Ontology annotation, biological process: tetrahydrobiopterin biosynthetic process. Gene Ontology annotation, molecular function: 4-alpha-hydroxytetrahydrobiopterin dehydratase activity. Bases 90 to 401 code for a protein of 103 amino acids. The record is from RefSeq and is a predicted model, not a curated record.
CGGCGUCGCGGGUGCGGCUGCUGGUGCGGGGCAGCGGGCGGGUCGGCGGGCUGCCGGCUUCCCCCUGCCGGCCCAGGAGCCUCUCGGUCAUGUCUGCAGAGGCCCAUUGGUUAACACCAGAGGAAAGGAAUCAAGUUUUACUCGAUCUCAAAGCUUCGGGAUGGAAUGAAUUAAGCGAGAGAGAUGCCAUAUACAAAGAGUUCUGUUUCAAAAAUUUUAAUCAGGCUUUUGGAUUUAUGUCGCGUGUUGCCCUACAAGCAGAAAAGAUGAAUCACCACCCCGAAUGGUUCAAUGUGUACAAUAAGGUCCAGAUAACUCUCACUUCACAUGACUGUGGAGGACUGACCAAAAGAGACAUAAAGCUGGCUCAGUUUAUCGAGAAAGCUGCUGGUUCUGUGUAACGGAAUAGAACUGCAUAGGAGCUCAGAAUUGUGUUCAUGUCGCAGUAUUUUUAAGGCAACUUGGAUGGAUAAAUUCUACUUUUUUUCUCUCCUUAUCUGAAAAUAAAUCUGGGUCUUAAUAGGUUCCAAGCUUAAA